GGAAAUGGACCUGGUCCCCAGCUUUUCCUUGGAAACGUGGGUUCUCCUGGCCCUUAGCCUGGUGCUUCUGUAUCGAUAUGCGACCUAUUCCCAUGGAUUUUUUAAGAAGCUUGGAAUUCCUGGGCCUAAACCUCUGCCUCUGUUUGGAAAUGUUUUGUCCUACAGGAAGGGUAUGUGGAGUUUUGACAUAGAGUGCCGUAAAAAGUAUGGAAAUAUGUGGGGGUUGUAUGAUGGUCCACAGCCUGUGCUGGCCAUCACAGAACCAGACAUGAUCAAAGCAGUUCUAGUUAAAGAAUGUUAUUCUGUGUUCACAAAUCGGCGGUCGCUUGUUCCAGUAGGAUUUAUGAAAAAAGCUGUCUCCCUAUCUGAGGAUGAGGAAUGGAAGAGAAUACGAACACAGUUGUCUCCAAACUUCACCAGUGGAAAACUCAAGGAAAUGUUCCCCAUCAUUAAACAGUAUGGAGAUGUGUUGGUCAAAAACCUGAGACAAGAAGCAGAGAAAGGCAAACCUGUUCAACUGAAGGAAAUCUUUGGGGCCUACAGCAUGGAUAUAAUCGUUGCAACAGCAUUUGGGGUGAACGUUGAUUCCCUCAACAACCCACAUGAUCCCUUUGUGUCAAAAGCCAGGAAGCUCUUCAGAUUUGAUUUUUUGAGUCCAUUUCUUCUCUCAAUAGUGAUGUUUCCAUUCCUCACUCAACUGUAUGAGAUGUUAAGUAUCUCUAUUUUUCCACGAGAUUCUUUGAAAUUUUUCACAAAAUUUGUAAAAAAGACAAAAGAAAAUCAUCUGGAAUCUAACAAGAAGCAACGAGUGGACUUUCUUCAGAUGAUGCUAAACUCCCAGAAUUUUAAAGACACAGAAUCUCAUAAAGCUCUGUCUGAUGUGGAGAUCUUGGCCCAGUCAAUUAUCUUUAUUUUUGCUGGUUAUGAGACCACUAGUAGCACUCUUUCUUUUAUUAUGUAUUCAUUGGCCACCCACCCUGAUGUGCAGAAGAAACUGCAGCAGGAGAUUGAUAAAACUUUGCCCAAUAAGGCAUUUCCUACCUAUGAUGUCAUGAUGGAGAUGGAAUAUCUGGAUAUGGUCGUGAAUGAAACUCUCAGAUUAUAUCCAGUUACUAACAGAAUUGAGAGGAUGUCCAAAAAAGAUUUUGAAAUCAAUGGAAUGUCCUUUCCCAAAGGGACAGGAGUGAUGAUACCAAGUUUUGCUCUUCACCGAGACUCAAAAUACUGGCCAGAACCUGAUGAGUUCCGCCCUGAAAGGUUCAGUAAGAAAAACAAGGAGAAUAUUGACCCUUACAUAUACAUGCCCUUUGGGAAUGGACCCAGGAACUGCAUUGGCAUGAGGAUGGCACUCAUGAACAUAAAACUUGCUCUCAUACGACUCCUGCAGAACUUCUCUUUCUAUCCCUGUAAAGAAACACAGAUCCCUCUGAGGUUAGGCUCAGAGGCUCUACUUCAGCCGGCAAAACCCAUAAUUCUGAAGGUUGUGUCAAGGGAUGAGACCAUAAGAGGAGCUUGAUCAUCUAUGGACUUCUGCUAUGUUCUUUAUGAAGGCUUUAAUUUACUUUUGAAUAAAACUCAAAUGAAGAUGAGCUUCAUAAACUGCCUUUGAAGAGUUAUGAGGGAUUCAGUACACACUUUGGCUUGCUCCAUAUCUGUAUAAUCUAUCUGUUAUAACAAAAUGAGUGUCAGACUUGUCAGUUCACAUUCUCUAAUUCUCACAGGACUGUCUCUAUCCGUCUCUAAGUGGUACCAUCAAUUGCAUUUGAGCUCUGAUCAAGGGAAACAUUUCUCAACAAUUUUAACAACAAUUUUUAAUGAGAACAAGAAUUAUAGCUCUGAUUGUAGUAAAAAUUUGUAUGAAAUAUUUGUAAUAUAUAAGUAGCAUUAUUUGAAAAUUCAAAUAAACAUAUCUCUUGAAAAAAAGUAAUCUUUAAAAAGUGCACAUUGUGAGGGAAGCUAUUUUUGGUCAUCAAAGUCACUGGUCCUGGAGCCCUUUUUCUGAUCCCAUUUGUACGUUAAGAUUGAUGAGAAUUAUUCCUCUGAUUUUUAUCAGAGGAUGUAGAAUUUUUUCAGAGGAUGUAGUUUGGAAACUACAUCCAUGAUUUAAUUCUAGCCUUUUGAAGCGUAUGCUUUUGUGUAACUGAAAUGAGGUAUUCAUUACUUUAUUAUUAAUUUUGAUUUAGCAUCAUCUUCCGAGAUGUUUCUGGAAAAUAGGAAACAUGCCCUUCUUUCCUUUUUUCUGCCUUUUUCCACUGGGAAUGGAGGGUAGGCACAUGCUAAAUAAGCACUUUUACCACUGAUCUACAUCCUCAGCCCUAGAAACA
Messenger RNA from Cavia porcellus (domestic guinea pig), 2324 nucleotides. RefSeq names its product cytochrome P450 (gene Cyp3a14). Gene Ontology annotation, molecular function: oxidoreductase activity, acting on paired donors, with incorporation or reduction of molecular oxygen, reduced flavin or flavoprotein as one donor, and incorporation of one atom of oxygen; testosterone 6-beta-hydroxylase activity; iron ion binding. Gene Ontology annotation, biological process: oxidative demethylation; steroid metabolic process. The record is from RefSeq and is marked provisional. NCBI's taxonomy places the organism in Eukaryota, Metazoa, Chordata, Mammalia, Rodentia, Caviidae.